AUGUUGAAAGGACAAAGGCUUCAUCCGGGACAAGUUUUAAAAAGUAAGAGCUUACUUCUCUAAUCUAGCCGAUUGAUUUAGGUUUGUUCACAACUGUUCUUACCUACGAGCGAUUUUCAAGUUCGCGGUAAAGUUUGUGUUUAUUGUCUCCAAUGAGCCAUUCGCUCGACGAUGUAGAAAUGUUGUGUUGCCUGUAUAUUUCUCGAAGGCUUUGCUAGAUUAUAGAACGGAAUAAUUUUAAUUUGGCACUUGUUGAACUGACGCACAUUUUAGGAAAGUCAAACGAAAACUUUUUGCGCAUUUUAAUUCACGAACAGUAUGUAUUGCAUUAUGCUCCCUUUCGCAACGAACAGACAUAUCCUAACUGGGUCCUGGUCAAAAUGGCUGUAUGAAUUACAAAAACAACGGAAAAUAUGGAAAAAACAACGUUAUUGUCUUCCGCUUUGAGCGAUUUACCUUUUUAGGUGUACAUUUUCUUUGUUGAUAUUUGCCAGGUGGAAAUUAUUCAGUGGCACCAACAUUUUGAACCAAUGACAACUAGAGAGAACAGACAAAAAAGUUAACCUUUAUCACGACACUUUAUGAUCUGGAGAGUUAUUUUGUCACAUCUUUUCACCUUAAUCCAUUCAUAUUCUGUACAGGGCUUCAACUCCAUGUUCCUCAGGAAAUUUGAAUAAAUUGUUAAUUUUGAACACACAAAAGUGCGAAAACGCAAUAGUGCUAACUUCGAGGUUUUCGUUAAAAACGCAAAACGUAAUGAGUUUCUAAAUUCCGCCUAAAAGUUGUCGGUUGUUGAUAUUUGAGAAUCGGCAUUUCUUUAUUCAUUGCACCCAUUACAUUAUCUAAGUUGCCUUCACUGGAAUUUCACUCGAUUAGUGAACAAAAGUCCUGGUUUUUCCGGGUUCCAUGUUCAUGUUUCUUCUUCUUGUCAUUGGGCUUCGAACAAAGAAAAGACCAAAUUAUAACGCCUUCUACCAGUGGAGAACAUAAUGUUAAAAUUAUUUACUGUAGAGUCGGAUGUGUGAAUUUGCUUUCAUGACAGCUAAAUUAUGCUGUUUAGCAUUUUCAUGGUCUCAGUCCUGAUCUAAUUAUUAAGAUUUUCGUUUUCAAGUCGACCCUUAUUUUAGGCUCGAUAACCAGUCGCUGUUCGGGAAGACUGUUCAAGAGAGAGUCAUGGGAAUCGCCUCUAUCCUCCCUACCCUUAUAAUUACAAUGGCAGAUCGAUGGGGAGGGUCAGGAGGGGGUAUGACAUGCGCAAUUUGACGCGCGCGUAUCUUUGACUUGACUCCUGAGUUGCACGAGCUUAUGACGUGAUCUCUGAUUGAAUAAUAAACCGUCGUAAUUUUGCAAAAAAACUUUCCAAAAGGUUGACUGCAUCGGUUAUGGCUAAUUAUCAUCUAAACUGUAGAUGAAUCAGCGUCUUACAGGCUAUCACAAACGUGAAGGAAUAUCUUCAUCUCUUUUGGCAGCAAAGAAGUGAGCAGGUGCAUCGAACCAGGCCAUUGUGAAGGAUUCCUCAAGUUGCAGUGAUCAAGAACAAAUUGACGAUGCCAAGAACUAGGCUGAAGUGUACAAAGGAGCAAGGCAAAUAUUUUACGAGUAGUUUUAUCGUUUAUGUAAAUAUCGCCAUAAGUCUAAAAUACAAGCAUACAACUUCCUGAGGACGGAAAGGUCAUUAAUGAGAUGGAAAAGUCUUAAUGAGACAUAGCUAGUGGGCAAAUAAAAAUUUUGGUACAGCGCUCUUAGAUGCUGUUUUGACUCGAGACUUGUUGCAGUAACAGGAAAAUGAUUUAAUUGGCAUUCACUUAAAAUUGUAAACUUGCAUACUUAUUUAUAUCUUCCAGGGUUGCGAAGUAUUUUUAAAAGAUUCAAGUACGAUUCAGUACACUCUACUAGCCGGGAGUUAUUAGACAGUCAACUCAGGACUGCGCUGCGCUCCGGCGCGCCACCAAAACUCGUGCACAGUCUGCUGUUACGAGGUGCGAACGUUAAUGGUGUCGACUCGUUAGAUUACAGUCCUCUUCUCUUGGCAUUGACAACUUCAAGAGCAGAAAACAUGUUGGACAUUGUUGAACUUCUAUGCGAGUUUGGAGCUAAUGUGAAUUACAGUAGCGGCGUUUUCUUUGGUGAAACUCCUCUUCAUUUUGCUGCAAUGCACAACAAUUAUGCUCUCAUAGAGCUACUGGUUCGCUUUAACGCAAAUGCUCACGCGCGAAAUUUCGCGGGAUACACACCUUUACACUUUGCAGCGCAGAACGGCAACGAAGCCAGUGCAAAGGCGCUAUUUCUCUGUGGAGCAGAUUUGAAUGCUAGAGAAAGUUACUGUGGGUACACUCCUCUGCACUUGGCUGUGAUUGGUCAAUUUGAACACGCUGUCAAGGCGAUGGUGUCCUUUGGAGCGAAAAUUAACCAAUCGGAUUAUUGUGGUCUGACUGCGAUUGACAGGUGUAAAUCAAGCGCGAUCCAGGAAUUCUUGUUGGCUGCCAAAUGUACGACAAUGUUAAGUCUUGAACCGGGGUGUCUUUCUGUUAUAAGGGAAAGAAUAAGGAAAUACUCAGGAAUACGUGGCUUUGACAGUUUACCACUUCCUAUUACCCUGCAAAGGAAACUCAAACUGGAGAGUGGCCCGAACGAACUGUAA
Molecule: messenger RNA, 2641 nt
Organism: Pocillopora meandrina
Lineage: Eukaryota; Metazoa; Cnidaria; Anthozoa; Scleractinia; Pocilloporidae
Source: the annotation of a GenBank genome assembly